CAUCAUGCUCGACUGGCUGCGUCUGCCUACAAGAAUAAUGGUCUAACGCCCUCCCCUGCCAUGUCGACUGCAAUCGUAGGACUCCUCCGAGUCCUCCCCCUUCUCCUGCUCCUCCUGACCGUCCCCGUCUCCGCCGAACACACCUCCAACUGGGCCGUGCUGGUCUCGACCUCCCGAUUCUGGUUCAACUACCGCCACCUCGCCAAUGUCCUCUCCUUAUACCGCACCGUCAAGCGGUUGGGCAUCCCCGACUCGCAGAUCAUCCUGAUGCUCCCGGACGACAUGGCGUGCAAUCCGCGCAACGCCUUCCCGGGCACCGUGUACAGCAACGCCGACCGCGCGGUCGACCUCUACGGCGACAACAUCGAAGUGGACUACCGAGGCUACGAGGUGACGGUGGAGAACUUCAUCCGCCUCCUGACCGACCGGCUGGACGAAGACGUGCCGCGCAGCAAGCGCCUGGGCUCCGACGCCGGGAGCAACGUGCUAGUCUACAUGACCGGCCACGGAGGCGACCAGUUCCUGAAGUUCCAAGACUCCGAGGAGAUCGGGGCGUGGGAUCUGGCAGACGCCUUCGGCCAGAUGUGGGAGAAGAAGCGCUACCACGAGCUCCUGUUCAUGAUCGACACCUGCCAGGCCAACACCAUGUACACGCAUUUCUACUCGCCCAACAUCAUCGCGACCGGCUCCAGCGCGCUGGACCAGUCGUCCUACUCGCACCAUGCGGAUAACGACGUCGGCGUGGCGGUCAUCGACCGGUGGACAUACUAUGUGCUGGAGUUUCUGGAGACGCAGGUGACGAGUGCGAACUCGAAGCUGACGCUGGGCGACCUGUUCGACUCGUACGACGAGUCCAAGAUCCAUUCCCAGCCCGGGGUGCGGUGGGACCUGUUCCCUGGCGGCGAGCAGGAGGGCCGUCUCCGCACGGUGGUGGAUUUCUUCGGGAAUGUGCAGAACGUCGAAGUCGAGAGUGCCAAUAUGACCGACCCGGGCUCAUUGAUGGAGGACCUGAUCGAGAUUGCCCGGCUGGUGGAUAAAUGGCGCACGCGAGACCAGGAAUAUCUCGCCGGGCAGAACGGGUCGCUGGUGCAGGAGGACCAUCACCGGGGUCAAGCUCAGGAAUCGUCCCCGCAUUACACGGUCAGGACGAAGGUCGGGCCGGCGAAGAUGUCCGAGGAAUCUACCUGGGAGAAGCGGUUCAUUGGGGCUUCUGUGCUGGGUGUCUGCGCGGCUGUCUGGCUGACGGGGUCGAUGUUGGGCGGGCCCUCGGCUUGAUUCUGGUUUGUGACUUGUAUCUUUCUGUUGCCGGGUGUUUUCGCAGUUGGCUAGACGUGUCAUAGAGCACAGCACCUAGACUCUGUACGUAUUUACAGGAUAGCGCAGGGAUGGCGUUUCAGGUGUCAGCUUCUUCAGCCUUAAUUUUUUUUUCUCUUUUUUUUUUUCUUUUUCUUUUAUUAUACUUUUUCUCUAUCAAUUCUGGCCUGUACGUAUAGAGCAUCUAAUCCAGCCGAUUCUUGACAAA
Molecule: messenger RNA, 1522 nt
Organism: Aspergillus heteromorphus CBS 117.55
Lineage: Eukaryota; Fungi; Ascomycota; Eurotiomycetes; Eurotiales; Aspergillaceae
Product: GPI-anchor transamidase
Exons: 1
Coding region: 61-1275 (404 amino acids)
Biological process (GO): protein localization to cell surface; proteolysis; attachment of GPI anchor to protein
Cellular component (GO): GPI-anchor transamidase complex
Molecular function (GO): GPI-anchor transamidase activity
Source: RefSeq, a predicted model, not a curated record